AUGGUCAAGGUCAAGCCCGGAAAGCUCCUCCCUCCCGAUCCCAGACCAUGGACAGCGGACCCGGAAAGCCGAAAAGCGCGGAAAGAAAUGGAAAAAGAAGCCGGCGGCUUCGACUGGGGCCAGGCUAUCGCCCUCGGCAUGAUCGGCGCCACGGUCGUCUUCGGAAUCGACAAGUCGCUCAAGAAGUGCGAGGAAAGGCACGAAGAGGAGGACAGGCGCGAGGAGAGACGCCGGGAGCGGGAUUCGAGGUCGAGACCCCGGCGGAGCAGCCAGAGCGUCGCGGGCUCCGCCAGGACCUCGACGAGAGACCGGUAUGGCCGGACAGACCAGAGCGUGAUGGGUUCCACGGCGAGGGCGCCCUCGCGAUACAGCCGGGACGAGAGGGUUUAUUACGAGGACGACGACGAGGAGUAUUGGGAUCGGUAUUACGAGGAGAAAGAGGCUGCGCGGGCUGCGAGGGAUUACAGCCGCGAGCCUGCGCGCGCGCCGGAGUCGAUCAAGGGGUUGGGCAGCGUGAGGGAUCAGCGCGAGUACGAGCGCUCUGUUGAUCAGUUUGAUCGCGACUAUGGGUACGGGAGGACGUAUGAUGAUCGCAAGCGCAGUCGCAGCAACCCGGCUUCGCGAUCCAGGGGAUAUUCGAACUGGUAA
Molecule: messenger RNA, 648 nt
Organism: Colletotrichum karsti
Lineage: Eukaryota; Fungi; Ascomycota; Sordariomycetes; Glomerellales; Glomerellaceae
Exons: 1
Coding region: 1-648 (215 amino acids)
Source: RefSeq, a predicted model, not a curated record